AUGGGUUUUGCUGAGCUCCUGGAACAUGUUGGCAGCAUGGGACGCUUCCAGAUCGUCCAUGUGGUCUUGUUGUCCCUCCCCAUUUUCAUGAUGGCCAGUCACAUGAUCCUGCAGAACUUCACCGCAGGUACCCCAAGCCACCACUGCUUGGUCCACCACCGCAAUGGCACUUCUGGGAACCAAAGCCUGGAAGCAGAGGGUCUCCUCAAGGUCUCCAUCCCCAUGGAUGAGAAAGGGCAGCCCGAGCAAUGUCGCCGCUUCAUCCACCACCAGGGACAGCUCUUGAAUGCCACCAUAGCGAACUGGACUGAGAUGGAGACGGAGACAUGCAAGGAUGGGUGGGUGUACGACAAGACGGUCUUCCCAAGCACCAUCGUCACUGAGUGGGACCUGGUGUGCUCUGCGCGAGCUUUGAAGCAGAUGGCUCAGUCCCUCUACAUGGCUGGCGUGCUGGUGGGAGGAAUCAUCUAUGGAGGCCUCUCAGACAGGUUUGGACGGCGGCUGAUUCUCAUCUGGUCCUGCCUGCAACUGGCUGUCACAGGGACGGCCUCCGCCUUCUCGCCCACCUUCAGUGCCUACUGCACCCUUCGCUUCCUGACAGGGAUGGCCUACUCCGGCACUGUCCUCAAUAUCUUCUCUCUGUGUGUGGAAUGGACGCCCACGAGGUUUCGGCCCUUGCUGUCGACCUACAACGGCUUGGCCUACACAAUUGGACAGAUGGUCCUGGCAGGGUUGGCUUACCUCAUCCCAGAGUGGCGCUGGCUGCAGUUGGCUGUCUCCUUGCCCUAUUUCCUCUUCUUCAUCUACUCCUGGUGGUUUUCUGAAUCAGCCCGCUGGCUGGUGUUGGCCGGGAAGCCAGAGCAGGCCGUGAAGGAGCUGAAGAGGGCAGCCAGGAUGAACGGGAAGCAUGAAGCCUGUGACAAGCUAAAUGUCGAGCUCUUGAGAUCCAAUAUGAAGGAAGAAAUGGCAUCUCUGAAAUCCAGUUAUACCAUUGCGGACUUGGUGCGGACUCCAACCAUGCGCAGGAUCUCCUGCUGCCUCUGCUUUGUGUGGUUCUCCACCAGUUUUGCCUAUUAUGGGCUGAUCAUGGACCUCCAGCACUUCGGCACCAACAUCUACUUGAUCCAGCUGAUUUUUGGGGCGGUUGACUUCCCAGCCAAGUUUAUCUCGGUCAUCACAAUAAGUUACAUUGGGCGCCGGUUCACCCAAGCUGCCACACUUGCCCUUGCAGGGCUGACCAUCUUGGCUAACAUUUUUGUUCCUCAAGAUAUGCCCACCACACGGGCCGCCUUGGCUGCCUUCGGGAAGGGGUGUUUGGCUGCCGCAUUCAACUGCAUCUAUUUGUACACUGGAGAACUUUAUCCAACAGUGCUCCGGCAGACUGGCAUGGGUCUAGGCAACACCUUGUCUCGCUUGGGUGGCAUAUCAGCCCCCCUGGUGAAGAUAUCCGGUGAGCACCUCCCUUACCUGCCACACCUGAUCUACGGUGCUGCCCCCGUGGUGUCUGGGGUCGCUGCCAUCUUCCUGCCAGAAACCCGCAAUGCCUCGCUCCCAGAAACAAUUGAGCAAGUUGAGAACAGGUGA
This is a messenger RNA of Zootoca vivipara (common lizard), 1584 nucleotides long. RefSeq names its product solute carrier family 22 member 6-A-like. Gene Ontology annotation, molecular function: transmembrane transporter activity. The record is from RefSeq and is a predicted model, not a curated record. Gene Ontology annotation, biological process: transmembrane transport. NCBI's taxonomy places the organism in Eukaryota, Metazoa, Chordata, Lepidosauria, Squamata, Lacertidae. Gene Ontology annotation, cellular component: membrane.